Fusarium redolens is the source of this 792-nucleotide messenger RNA. RefSeq lists its product as uncharacterized. The coding region runs from base 1 to 792 and encodes 263 amino acids. Lineage: Eukaryota; Fungi; Ascomycota; Sordariomycetes; Hypocreales; Nectriaceae. The transcript has a single exon. The record is from RefSeq and is a predicted model, not a curated record.
AUGGCAGCUUCACUCAGCAAUGUCGGCUCGACGGUUAAAAAGGACACUCUUUCUGGCGAUUCCCAAGCCUCAGCUCACAACGCUGCUACAACUCCCCCUCAGAGAGCCCUGGCCGAGUUUCGGUCGCCUCCCCCAAUUCAAUCUGACCAACCUUCAGCUCGGUUCCGUGACACUCCUCGCGCAACACCACAUCGUCAGAAUUGGGGCCAUCGACGACGAGCUACUACGGCCCUGGGAGGUCAUUUCGCCACUUCACCUCGGAGAAUUCCCAUUUCCAGCUUACGAUACGAAGUACAGCGCCCUGAUGAUAUGGCUCCAGAUCGAGUAGUCCGUCAACAUCGCCGCAUUCGUACAGCUGGUACGCAUCGACGAUCUGACAGCUUCCUGCAAUACCUAGUGUCUGUUCAGAAUCUCACCCGAGCAAUUGCGGGUGCCCAGCAGGCUGGCCUUCAUGGGCAAGGGAAUGAACCAGCCCUUGCAAGUCAUCCACUGCAGAUGUCUCCCAUCAGCACAAGUCCACUACAUCAACAUCGGCCCCGGAGAUCUUCCUCAACAACAUUACUUCAACCGAACAUCGCAGGUCUAGGACGGGAUAUGGCCAAUCUAUCGAUUCACGCACGCAGCUCUCAGCCAUCUCAUCUGCCGACUAUCAGGGUGAUUUCCCCGACUUCCGCGCCCAUGACAUCGCCUUCGCGCCUGAGCAUGCAUUCUUUGGGGAAUGUGGACAUCCGCAUCGCUGAGCGUGAUACUCAACUCCCUUUCCAUUUGAACGGCUAUAAUCAGCAGAAUUGA